AUGAAUAUGUCUAAUGGGGCGUCCCGAACUGGAGGUAUUUACCUCCCACCCCAUAAGCUUGCACGGUUAGAGGCGGAAAUUGAGUUAGAGGAGUAUGGAGAGCGAUAUCAGCAAAAAGAAUGGGAGAAGUUAAGAAAGACUAUAAAUGGAAGUGUGAACAAGAGUAAUGUAGGGAAUAUCCCUGUGAUAGCAAAAUCCCUCUUCAAAGUAAACCUUAUCCGGGGUCGUGGCUUAUUAGUGCGAGCUUUGCUUCAUGCGCAGACGGUUUCGCCGGAAUACACACACGUGUUUGCAGCGCUUGCUGCGGUAAUAAAUACGAGAAUUCCAGACAUAGGCGACUUGUUGAUAAGACGGUUGGUCCUGCGAUUCCGGCGAGCAUUUCGGCGCAAGGACAAGGUGAAUACGAUCGGCUCGCUCAAGUUCUUCGCGCACUUAAUCAACCAACGAGUUUUGGGGGAGGUGACUGCCCUGGAACUAUGUGCUUUAUUACUGGAUCAGCCAACUAAUGAUAGCGUACACGUUUGUUGCGCUUUCCUGGAGGAAGUGGGUGAUUUCUUGCAACAGGAAGUGAAUAAUGGGUUGACAAUGAUAUGUGACCGUUUGAGGAAUAUAUUGAAUGAGGGUGAAGUCGCAGCACAUACCCAGUACGUUAUCGAGCGUUUUUUUGACGUGCGACGUAAACAUUUUCAAGAGAACCCGUCAGUACUACCGGAACUGGAUUUGGUCGAAGAAGAUGAUCAAGUGACCCAUACUGUCGAUCUACUAGAAGACAACAUAGAUAGACAAGACCUUCUGGACUUGUUCCAAGCUUCACCGCCCGACCAGUAUAAACGUGAAGAAGGCAAAUGGCAGGAAAUAAGCAGAGAGAUCAUCGGCAGCGAUGGCGAAGAGGAUGUCGAGGACCUGGGAGACGCAGAGCUAGAGGAACUGGAAGGGCUUGAACCCGCAGUGGAACCCGCAGCUGUCAAGUCUGGGACUGCGGGACUUGCGACUGCCGACUCGCAGAGUGGGGGCCAAACAGGGGGAGGCGCAGGUCUGGUUGUAAUUCAUGAUAUGACAGAACAGGAGAAAAUAAACCUACGGAAGAGUAUAUACUUGUGCAUUAUGAGCAGCCUGAACUUCGAAGAGAGCGUCCAUAAGCUAUUGAAACUGAACUUGAGGCCUGGCGACGAAAAGGAGGUCUGCUCUAUGAUUGUAGAUAGCUGUAGCAUGGAACGCACAUUCAGCCGGUCAUUAGCACUCCAGGCAGAGCGGCUCUGCGCUCUCAACGAAUCUUACCGCACCCAGUUUGAGGAGGCGUUCAAAAUCAACUACAAAAUUAUUCAUAGAUUCGAAACCAAUAACCUCCGGAAUGUGGCAAUGUUCUUCUCACACUUGCUUGGCUCUGAUUCGGUUGGCUGGAACGUGCUCGAGUGUGUGCGUCUGACGGAGGAUGAUACUACCGCUGCUAGUCGGAUCUUUUUGAAGAUCCUAUUCCAGGAGUUAAUCGAUUAUAUGGGGCUUUCCAACUUGCGGCGGCGUAUGCAAGAGGAAGAGGUUUUGUUCGCGCACACAGUUUUGCUUGAAGACACUCGCAGUAACAUGCGGUUUUGUGUAAACUUCUUUACUGCAAUUGGUCUUGCGGUGUUGGCCCAGGAGCUGCGAACGAAGCUUGAACGAAAACCCUCCAGCACUUAA
Molecule: messenger RNA, 1677 nt
Organism: Gregarina niphandrodes
Lineage: Eukaryota; Apicomplexa; Conoidasida; Eugregarinorida; Gregarinidae
Product: putative pre-mRNA-splicing factor CWC22-like protein
Exons: 2
Coding region: 1-1677 (558 amino acids)
Biological process (GO): mRNA splicing, via spliceosome
Cellular component (GO): catalytic step 2 spliceosome
Molecular function (GO): protein binding; RNA binding
Source: RefSeq, a predicted model, not a curated record